UCAAAACCAUUCGGUUCUCCCCCUCUCACCAGAGUUCGUGGACCGCAAUAAAAAAGACGCCUUCCGGUUUGAUCUUUCACGUUAAAACCCCGACUCCCCAUCAGCUGUCGCACUUCAGGUCACAGACCCUGAUGCUUUUAUUUUAAGAGAAGCAUCUCCUUCGUUUUCUUCACCAGGAUUUCUCCCGCAAACGUGACUUCUCGCUGCUUCUAUCUCCGUCACGGAGGCUGCGAGCAACAACUUACCCAGACUGACACAGAAUGGAGAGAAGCUGACGCACGUUUUUACCGGACCGUCAACUUUGCUUUUCGAGACUUCGCUCAUGCCAUCACCCACUAAACCAAACCAAGAGAAAACAUCCGAAACAGACUUUUUAGAAGUCUAACAUCUCAGGAGCGGACGUCCCCUCCUCGUUGUUGUCGUUUUUGGUAACUUUUGGCUCUUUAAGCGCAUUUUUACGCAUGACGCGCAAAGGGAUGGCUCCUCUGCUGGGACGCACAACGGGAAUACAGCAAGUUUUUUGUGUCUUUCUCUCUAUUUCACUGUCUUUUUCAUACAACAUUGAUGUAGAACAUCCUUUAGUGUUCCGCGGACCAAACUCUAGUUUUUUCGGCUACUCUGUUUUGGAGCAUUAUCAUGACAACACACGCUGGAUAAUAGUAGGAGCACCUAUGGCAAACUCUUUCUUCAGUAGUUCUGUGCACUCUCCUGGAGCUGUGUUUAAGUGUCGAGUUCACAGCAACCCAGAGCGGCGCUGCACAGAAAUGGAUCUGGGAAGAGGAAACAAGCCGAGGGAGUCGUGUGGGAAGACGUGUCAAGGAGACAGGGCUGACGAGUGGAUGGGGGUCAGCCUGGCUCGUCAGGACAAAGUUAAUGGAAAAAUCCUGGCCUGUGCUCACCGCUGGAAAAACGUCUACUAUGAAUCAGAGCACAUCCUUCCACAUGGAUACUGCUCCAUCAUCUCCCCGACACUUCAGGGCAGCACUAAACCGCUCAUCCCUUGUUAUGAAGACUAUAAGCAGAAGUAUGGGGAAGAGCACGGCUCGUGCCAAGCUGGGAUAGCGGGAGUUUUCACAGAGGAGCUGGUGGUGAUGGGGGCUCCCGGAUCAUACUACUGGACUGGAACAGUCAAGGUUUACAAUCUAACGACUGACACCUUAUACAAUCUAAACAAAGACACCAUCGACUCUCACAGAUACAGCUACCUUGGCUACGCUGUGACUGCUGGUCAUUUCUCCUCUCCUGAUAUGAUAGACAUAGCUGCUGGAGCACCUCAGCACAACGGCGUUGGAAAAGUUUACAUUUUCAAACUUGAUGGUGCAUCUUUGGUGAGGAGUUUUCAAGCCUCAGGGAAAAUGAUGGGCUCUUACUUUGGCUCCUCAUUGUGUGCAGUUGAUCUGAACCAGGACGGCCUGUCAGACCUGCUGGUGGGGGCACCCAUGCACAGCCAGCUCCGGGACGAGGGCCAGGUUUCUGUGUACAUCAGCAAGGGCAAUGGGGUGAUGGAGGAGGAUGCAGUUUUGACUGGUGACAAUGCUUUCAAUGCACACUUUGGAGAGUGCUUGGCUGCCAUUGGAGACAUUGAUGACGAUGGUUAUCAAGACGUGGCCAUAGGAGCACCUAAAGAGGACGACUAUGGAGGAGCUGUCUAUAUCUAUCACGGAGAUGCAACAGGGAUUACCAGAAAAUACUCCAUGAAACUGGCUGGGCGCAGUGUAAGCCCUGGUCUGCAGAUGUUUGGCCAGUCCAUCUCUGGGAAUGUGGACAUGGAUGGAAAUGGAUACGCAGAUGUCACAAUCGGAGCUUUCAUGGCAGACAGUGUGGUGCUGCUUAGGUCCCGACCUAUCAUUACAGUGGAUGUCUCCAUCUUCUUACCCGUCUCCAUCAAUAUAUCCGUGCCACAGUGCCACGAGGGCCACCCGAACCUGAACUGCUUCAACGUCACCGUCUGCAUGCUCUUCAGGGGAAGACAGCUGCCUGGACAAAUCGAGCUGCUGUACAACCUGACUGCUGAUGUGGAUAAGCGGCACAAGAGCCAGCCGCCCAGGAUUUACUUCACUCAGGUUGGAUCUCAGAUCAGCCAGAUGAGCCAGCAGCUGAACCUGGACAUCAACAGAGAGGCGUGCCGGCGUUACACUGCCUACGUUAAGAAGGACGUGAAGGAUGUGUUCACUGCCAUCACGUUUGAGGUGGCUUACAGCCUGGGGAAGCAUGUGGUGAGUGGACACCAGGAGCGAGACAUGCCAGCGCUCACUCCGGUGCUACGAUGGAAGAGAGGGAACAAGAUCGCAGCGAGAAACGAGACCUGGUUUGAGAAGAACUGCCUGUCAGACGACUGUGCUGCAGACCUGAGGCUUCAUGGGAAACUGCUGCUUUCUGGUCUCCAUAGCAAACCCCAUUUGGCCCUCGGAGGAGUGAGGAACAUCUCGCUGAACGUGACCAUCUCCAAUGCCGGAGACGACGCCUACGACACCAACAUCUACUUCAACUUCACCAAAGAGGUUUUCUACAUCAACUUCUGGCAGAAGGAAGAGAAGGGCAUUUCCUGUGAGCUGGUCGAUUUGGACUUCCUCAAGUGCAUCGUGGGAUUUCCUUUCAUGAGAGCACAAACUAAGUAUCAUUUUGCAGCGAUUUUUGACACGACGCGGCUCUCCGGGGAAAAUGAUACGUUACAGUUUUUGGUUCAAGCUAAAAGUGCCAAUCCGGAGCACAAUCUCUCCGAUAACAGUUUGGAUUUAUCCAUCCCUCUGAUCCACGAGACAGAUGCCACCAUCACAGGCGUGGUAACACCGAGCUCCUUUGUGUACGGAAACUCCAUCGAUGCCUCGCGAUUCGUCCACUUGGAAGACAUGGAAUGCAAUUUCCAGCCUCUUAACCUGACUUUCCAGGCUAUUAACAAGGGGCCCAGCAGGCUGCCUGGAUCCACUGUGGACAUCAGGAUCCCCAACCGGCUGGCGGGAAACGGAGCUGACAUGUUCCACGUCGUUGAAACCCAGGUGUCUGACGGUCGAGGGAACUGCACCCCUCACAGGAACCCGACACCGUGCACCGUCUCCCGAAACAACGAGAGCAUCUUCCACUCCAUCUUUGCUUUCUUCACCAAAUCAGGACGCAAAGUCUUGGACUGUGAUCGGCCUGGAAGGGCAUGUCUGACAAUCUCCUGCAGUCUGGGUCCACAGUUGAAAGAGGAGCCUCUGAGCAUAGACAUAAAACUCCUACUGAACACUGAAAUUUUGAAAAUAGAUAGUUCCUCCGUGGUCCAGUUUGUGACAAGAGGCUACAUGCGAGUGACCGAUCGGACAGUGGAGGUGCCCAACGGCCUGCCAGAAGACAUUUCACUGUUUUUCGAGGCUCUCCAUGAUCAGGAGCCGAGGGGUUAUGUAGUCGGCUGGAUCAUCGCCAUCAGUCUCCUGGUGGGAAUCCUCAUCUUUUUGCUGUUAGCUGUGCUACUCUGGAAGAUGGGAUUCUUCCGUCGUCGCUACAGAGAGAUCAUCGAGGCUGAAAAGAACAGAAAAGACAGUGAUGAAAGCUGGGACUGGAUGGACAAGGACCACUGAGACAUUUAGACUUAGGGAGGGUGGGGGUGGUCCCAGUGAGAUUAAGGAUUGGGUCAAGACGGAUCCAAUAGCACAGGGGUGUCGCAGCCCAGCCGCCCUGGUGGCACCAGGUCCUUCAUGUCUUUCAUAUGUGGAAGAGAAGUUUAUCCUCCAUAUUUUUUGGAGACUCUGUAUUUUUUUCCUGAGGUCAUUAUGUGGCUUUCCAGAAGGUUUGGAAAUCAGUCACCUUCUAAGCCAAUGGAGUGGAGCUGUUGAUGCAGAGCCAUGUCCAGAGGGAGGACAUGGAGACAGCAUGAGUACUGGUGGACAACAAACCCCUCAGGGCCGUGUUAUAUAGUAAAUCUAUUUUUUUAUACAUACACUUUAAGCCAUAUUAUAAAACUGAGCUUUAGGGUUUUGAAUGCCAUUAAAAACAUCUGCAGGAUGUUUUCUUGAAGCACUGAUGUUUGAUAAAAGUUAAUGCCUCGCCAAAGAUCAUCCCACUCUGGGAAUGGAAGAUUGUAUCAUUUCUGGGUGUUUUCCUGAAUUUUUAGUUCACCUGAUCAUCUGUUCCUUUGAGAGAUAGCAAAUAUUAUUUCUGUUCUGAAAAUUACCUUUAAAAUGUCUUUUUACACAAUGCAUUGAUAUUAGUAAUCUUUUAUUUGCCACGUUUUCACUUUAUUCAUGUUAAAAAUGCUAGUUUUACCUUCAAACUGCCGUUAAAAGGUCCACCAUUUAUACAUUGAUCAUCCAUACAUAAAAAUGUAAUAUUUUACUUUUUGCAGUAAUUCAAAUUUCUCUACCUUUAAUCUAAAAGCUUCCAAACCCUUCCAGACCUCCCUCAAACACUUUAUUAUUAGACAGUCGGCUUUAGAGUGAUCUCUGUAGGCAGAUGAAAGUCAGCAUGGAGAGUCUACCUUGGGGUGUGAGUAAUACGCUAAAAACGUGGGAAUUUAAUUUGCUGCAUUCAAUCACUGCACAGAAACAAGUCACUCAGAGGCAAAGAGGAGUCUCCAAAAAGAUGCAUCAUCAUCAUCAUCGUUCUGCAAAGUGAUGAGCUAAUUAGGCUAGAACAGCAAGAAUGUUUGGACUUGAUAUUUUAGCAAAUAAAUAGGUUGGAAAAUAGCAGAUACACCCUAUGAGUGACUGAUGGGUGAAGAGGAAGUUGUAAUAAAAUAGAAGAACACCGGUCAGAGCAAAAAGUGCAAUCCUAGAGUUUCUGUAUAGAUCACAUUCAUAAACGCAUUUCCACCUUCUGCACCAUUUUUAAAGACGCUUUACUAAAUAUAUGCAACAAACCAACACUUGACUUUUUUAAUGUGUAACUGUGAUGUUUCUGUCUGUUUCCACCGUUAUGUCGUUAUUUUUGUUCUGAGUAUACUACUGUCAGUGAGUAUCUUUUUCAUUAUAGUGUGAUGAAUGUUUGAUGUUUAAAAUCAUGUUUGAGCUGUGUAUUUAUCUGCUGAUAAAUUUCAGAGUGAAAUAUCUGAA
Messenger RNA from Nothobranchius furzeri (turquoise killifish), 5027 nucleotides. It is a transcript of the gene itga9, whose product is annotated as integrin, alpha 9. Lineage: Eukaryota; Metazoa; Chordata; Actinopteri; Cyprinodontiformes; Nothobranchiidae. The record is from RefSeq and is a predicted model, not a curated record. Gene Ontology annotation, molecular function: integrin binding. Gene Ontology annotation, cellular component: external side of plasma membrane; integrin complex. Gene Ontology annotation, biological process: cell-matrix adhesion; cell-cell adhesion; integrin-mediated signaling pathway.